Cyclopterus lumpus (lumpfish) is the source of this 1981-nucleotide messenger RNA. Its product is annotated as cAMP-specific 3',5'-cyclic phosphodiesterase 4B-like. The transcript is spliced from 15 exons. Lineage: Eukaryota; Metazoa; Chordata; Actinopteri; Perciformes; Cyclopteridae. Gene Ontology annotation, cellular component: cytosol; perinuclear region of cytoplasm; nucleus. The record is from RefSeq and is a predicted model, not a curated record. Gene Ontology annotation, biological process: signal transduction. Gene Ontology annotation, molecular function: 3',5'-cyclic-AMP phosphodiesterase activity. Bases 1 to 1896 code for a protein of 631 amino acids.
AUGAAGAAGAGCCGCAGCGUGCUGUCUGUGACUGGAGAAGAGGUGAGCCGGGGGGAGGGGGGGUACGAAGCAGAAAAUGGCGUGUCCCCGGGCCACACCCCUCUGGGUUCGCAGAGUCCGGGCCUCACCCUGCACACCUCCUUUCCCCAGGGUCAGAGGAGAGAGUCCUUCCUCUACCGCUCGGACUCGGACUACGACAUGUCGCCCAAGACGGUCUCACGUAACUCCUCCCUCGCCAGCGAAGGGCACACAGGAGAGGAUUUCAUCGUCACACCAUUUGCUCAAGUAUUGGCCAGUCUGCGAUCAGUGCGGAGCAACUUCACCCUUCUCGCCAACGUCUCCACAACGCCGGUCAAGAGGUCUCCUCUGGGGGGCGGGUGCCUCAGUCCCAGGGAGUCCCUGUCGGACCAGCAGUACCAGCAGCUCGCCCUGGACACGCUGGAGGAGCUGGACUGGUGCCUGGACCAGCUGGAGACCAUUCAGACCCACCGCUCCGUCAGCGAGAUGGCCUCCACCAAGUUUAAGAGGAUGCUGAACAGAGAGCUGUCCCACCUGUCGGAGAUGAGUCGCUCCGGUAACCAGGUGUCUGAAUACAUCUCCAGCACCUUCAUGGACAAGCAGAACGAGGUGGAGAUGCCGUCUCCGACCCUGAAAGAGAAAUCCAUGAGUCACAUCAGCGGCGUGCGGAAGCUGUCUCACAGCUCCAGCCUCUCCAGCUCGUCCAUGCCUCGCUUCGGCGUCAACACGGACCACGAGGAGGAGCUCGCCAAGGAGUUGGAGGAUCUGGACAAAUGGAGUUUCAACAUAUUCAGAGUAGCAGAAUUCUCCAACACCAGGCCUCUAAGCUGCGUCCUGUACACCAUCUUCCAGGAGCGAGAGCUGCUGAAGACGUUCCGUAUCCCGGUCGACACCUUCGUCACCUACGUGAUGACCCUGGAGGACCAUUACCACGGCAACGUAGCGUACCACAACAGCCUCCACGCUGCGGACGUCACCCAGUCCAUGCACGUCCUCCUGUCCACGCCGGCCCUUGAUGCCGUCUUCACCGACCUCGAGAUCCUCGCUGCUCUGUUCGCUGCAGCGAUCCACGAUGUAGACCACCCCGGAGUUUCCAACCAGUUCCUCAUCAACACCAACUCCGAGCUGGCCCUCAUGUAUAACGAUGAGUCGGUUCUGGAGAACCACCACCUCGCCGUGGGCUUCAAGCUCCUGCACCAGGAACACUGCGACAUCUUCCAGAACCUCACCAAGCGACAACGCCAGAGCCUUCGCAAGCUCGCCAUCGACAUGGUGUUGGCCACGGACAUGUCCAAGCACAUGACCCUGCUGGCUGAUCUGAAGACCAUGGUGGAGACCAAGAAGGUGACCAGCUCCGGGGUGCUGCUCCUGGACCACUACACGGAGCGGAUACAGGUGCUGAGGAACAUGGUGCACUGUGCGGACCUGAGCAACCCCACCAAGGCGUUGCCGCUGUACAGACAGUGGACGGAGAGGAUCAUGGAGGAGUUCUUCCGACAGGGCGACAAGGAGCGCGAGAGAGGGAUGGAGAUCAGCGCCAUGUGCGACAAGCACACCGCCUCCGUGGAGAAGAGUCAGGUGGGCUUCAUCGACUACAUCGUCCACCCGCUGUGGGAGACGUGGGCCGACCUGGUGCACCCGGACGCCCAGGAGCUGCUGGACACGCUGGAGGAGAACCGGGAGUGGUACCUGAACGCCAUGCCCCAGUCCCCCUCGCCUCCCCCGGACCGACACCUGCAGCACGACCGCUUCCAGUUCGAGCUCACGCUGGAAGAAGAGGAGGGUGAGAUGGAGGAGGAGGAGGAAGCAGAACUGGAGGACAAAGCUGAGGAGGUCGGAGGAACAGAAGAGGAGCAAGUCCAUGAAGAGGAAUGUUAGAUGGGCGUGAAAACAAACACACACACACCUGAACGGGGUCAGUGAAUAAAAAAGGUUAACGAGACUUUUCUUUUUUUAUAAAAAA